Molecule: messenger RNA, 3192 nt
Organism: Hemiscyllium ocellatum (epaulette shark)
Lineage: Eukaryota; Metazoa; Chordata; Chondrichthyes; Orectolobiformes; Hemiscylliidae
Gene: thoc3
Product: THO complex 3
Exons: 6
Coding region: 108-1079 (323 amino acids)
Biological process (GO): mRNA export from nucleus
Cellular component (GO): THO complex part of transcription export complex
Molecular function (GO): protein binding
Source: RefSeq, a predicted model, not a curated record
GUGUCUGAGGUCUUCCAGUUACCUAGUGAUUUCUGUGACCGUCCUCUCAAUUUCACCUCCAUUCCCCCCCUCGGCCCGGAUUGUGAGGUAGGAUCCGAACCGGCAAGAUGGCGGCCGCCAGUUACCUUCUGGAAUCUCAGGAGCAUUUCAAAAAUAACGGCCGCACGAAGGAGUUCUCGGCCCAUACAGCCAAGGUGCACUCGGUGGCUUGGAGCUGCGACGGUCGCAGGCUCGCGUCCGGCUCUUUCGACAAGACAGCCAGCGUGUUUGUGCUGGACAAAGACCGGCUGGUUAAGGAGAAUAACUAUCGUGGUCAUGGUGACAGUGUGGAUCAACUCUGUUGGCACCCCACCAAUGCAGAUCUCUUUGUAACUGCCUCUGGUGAUAAAACUGUUCGGAUCUGGGAUGUCCGAACUGCAAAGUGUGUUGCUACUGUGAACACGAAAGGUGAGAACAUUAACAUCUGUUGGAGCCCUGAUGGCCAAACAAUUGCUGUGGGAAAUAAAGAUGAUGUAGUGACUUUCAUUGAUGCAAAAUCACACCGAUCAAAGGCUGAAGAACAAUUUAAGUUUGAAGUGAAUGAGAUCUCCUGGAACAAUGAUAAUGAUAUGUUUUUUUUAACCAAUGGCAAUGGUUGCAUCAACUUACUCAGUUAUCCAGAGUUGAAACCGAUUCAAUCAAUCAAUGCACAUCCUUCAAAUUGCAUCUGCAUUAAGUUUGAUCCAACAGGCAAAUACUUUGCCACAGGGAGUGCAGAUGCUCUGGUUAGUCUUUGGAGUGUGGAUGAACUUGUCUGUGUAAGAUGCUUCUCCAGACUUGACUGGCCCGUGAGAACAUUGAGCUUCAGCCAUGAUGGAAAAAUGCUAGCAUCUGCUUCAGAGGAUCACUUCAUUGACAUCGCAGAAGUAGAAACUGGUGAGAAAUUAUGGGAAGUGCAGUGUGACUCACCUACUUUCACAGUAGCAUGGCAUCCAAAACGACCACUCUUAGCUUUUGCUUGUGAUGAUAAAGAUGGCAAGUAUGACAGCAGUCGGGAAGCUGGAACAGUUAAACUCUUUGGACUUCCUAAUGACUCCUGAUUUGAGACUGAAAGUGCAUUCAGCUGCAAUGUACAUUAACAGCAUGCUGAAUGGGACUUGUAAAGAUGACUUUUGUUAUUGAUCAAGAAAAUAUGGAUUCCAUUCUUUCAAUGAAACUUCGUAAGAAUUUUUUUUUAUGUUUGUACACUAAAUUUUGGAACUUCAACUGAUUAGCUGGUAUUCUGGUUUUCAAUUUGAAUUGCAAAUAUUUUGCUUAAAAAUACAUUUAGACAAAUUUUGUAUGAAUGUAACCUCUACAGGUUUUGCAUACAAUCAAUAAAAAUAGGGUUGAAAUUUGGGAUUAGUUAUUCAGUAUUUAUUUUAUUUGGAAUGAUACUUGCAAAUGUGUAAUAUGUGUCUUUAAUAUGUGAUUGAUUUAUAAGUUCCUUAUUUAAUUGUCAACUCAUUUUCAUAUUUAAACAAUUUCACAAAAAUGUAUAUAUAGGCAAGGAUCCACCUAACUUAUUAGUUUUUACAACAGUGGGUUCCAACCAGAAUAUGGAACUGUUUCUCAACUUGCUACAAAGUUUUACAUUUUGUUACAUAGGAGACCAUUCUAUGUAUUGGUCACUGCGGGAGGAACUAUUUCUGACAUCAGUCCUGUACUUAACUAAAAAAGAGUUGAUACCUACAGCCUCUUGUCUCACUGUAGUUGUUUAACUUAAAUUUGAUGCAAAUACCUUGAUUAAUUUUAUAAAACAAAUUCCCUUCACUAAUGAGUCUUUCUAUUUGAAUCUGUCUCUCCCAGUUUAUUUUUGGCUUUUUAAUUCUGUGUAUAUUUAAGCUUCUAUUGUAGGGGAUAGGAAAAUAAAAUUUAAAUUAAGAAUUGGCACUAACUUUAGAAGUGAGCAAGGUUUUAUGAGAAACAAAAGAAUUCGCUAACAAUGUCAAGACCAGCAGCAUAGUGAGUAAAAGCUACAGAUCUGAUCAUUUUGGAUUGUUUAAAAUGUCUUAGAAUAUAGGCUUAAGAACCCUAGAGUUUUUGAAAGAUUACCUCAAAAAUACAGUUUCAAACAUGACUCCUCAUUAAAGGUAAAUGUUUUUGCUUCCUUAUCAUCAUUUUAUCUUAGUUCAUGUCCACAAAUCUUCUGAAGUAACCAUAUUGUACAGGAAUUUUCAAAACGUUUUGACACAUUUAAAAUGAAAUGGUUUGAAUCACAAGUUUUCCUCAAAUCUCUUAACAAAUAUAACUUCUGUUAAAUAUUCAGUGGAGUUGAGCACUACAAAUGCCAACAAAAUGCCUUGAUUUGACUUUUUAUGAAACUGUGACAUUGAUAGUGUAGGGAUGCCAUGCCCAGGUGUGUCACCUAUAAAAGAAAUGUCAGAUUUUUACCUUAUCUUUGAAAAUGCAAAAGCCUGUUUUGCAAUCAUUUGAAGUUGAAUCACAACUGUGUUCAAACAUCCUGAUGUGUGCACAUUUUACAUUGCAAAAAUAUUUACGGUGUUAAGAAAGUGUUGAAAUUUAUAAUGCUUGCUUAUGGUGUCUGAUUUCUGCAUUGUGUAGAAGGAACUGUACCAUACUGUCACUCGGAUUAUUGAUAUCCUGGAAAUUCUGACAGUUGUUACCAUUAAAUAAACUUCUUAUCUUUGUACAUGCCCUAUAUAUAAAAGUGGAGAGUUUGUUAGCCUAUUAGCUUUGUCAAAUUUUGAAAAUUUAAUUGCAUUACAUAGCAGUAACUAAAGUCAAAACUUAUGAACAAGUUUCAAAAUUAUAUGCUACAUUCAACCUGAUGCAGUGAAUUACAUGAAAUUCAAAAGUUAAGAGCAAAAUGACAAUUUCCUUUGCAAGUCAUGUGUCAGUGCAGUGUGCUGGCUGAAGGGAAUAUUACUGUAUUUUAAAAAAUCCACUAAUCUGUGUAAAAGGGAAGAAAGUAAUCUAGAUUUUAAUAGAACUUCAUUGGAUUUUUAGUUUGACCUUUCUAGCAGACAUGCUACAUCUGGAUAAAUUAGAUAUGCAACUUUGAGAAACAAUUUCAUACUACAAACCUAGUCAAUAAACAUAUUGGGAUUUGUACCAUUGCAUGCAUUUCAAGACCAGCCUUUUUGGCAACUUUGGCCCAUGCCAUUUGUUGAAUAAAAGCUUGAUGCUGAAAUUAAAGCUAUCCUAAUCAGA